Penicillium mononematosum is the source of this 1128-nucleotide messenger RNA. RefSeq names its product CapA family protein. NCBI's taxonomy places the organism in Eukaryota, Fungi, Ascomycota, Eurotiomycetes, Eurotiales, Aspergillaceae. The transcript has a single exon. Bases 1 to 1128 code for a protein of 375 amino acids. The record is from RefSeq and is a predicted model, not a curated record.
AUGUCCACUUCAAAAGCCUUCACUCUUACCUUCACAGGCGACGUAAUGCUCGGGCGCCUGAUCGACCAACUAAUGCCAGAGCACGUCACCAACCAGCACGACGCACGCAUCGCCGCAACCUUCAUAAAAGCCCAUCCAACUCUCCUCUCAAAAGGAAACUACACACCUUCCUCGCCAUGGGGCACAACCCUCCCCAUCCUCCAUUCCUCCACCCUAGCAUGCAUCAACCUCGAAACCGCCGUGACAACAGCCCCAAUCCCGUGGCCCAACAAGGUCUUCAACUACCGGAUGCACCCAGCAAACCUAGGCCCCAUUCUACAUGCCGGCGGUAUCGACUACGCCAGUCUCGCCAACAACCACACCCUGGACUUCGACACCGAGGGUCUCACAGAGACCGUGCAAACACUGCGAGCAGCGAACAUCGCAUACGCAGGCGUAGGUGAAACAUCCAUUGAUGCGCGCAAGCCGGCUGUGCUACAUUUGCCCAGGGCCUCAGAACCCAUAGACGAAGGCCAACACCGCCACACAGUGCAUAUAUACUCGGCCUCUGACCACCCUCGCGCGUGGGUCAAUGUGCCAGGAUUCAAUUUGUUUGAUUACUCGCGUGAAACACGCGAUUGGCUGCGGAAAAUGCUUGUUGAUGUGCAGGAGACCAAGCCUGCGUUGAAGAUCUUUUCGGUUCACUGGGGGCCGAAUUAUGCUUGGGAGGCCGAUGCACGGAUUACGUCUCUUGCGCAUUUCUUGAUCGAUGAGUGUGGAGUCGAUAUUGUCCAUGGGCAUUCGUCGCAUCAUGUUCAGGGUGUGGAGGUUUAUCAUGGGAAGCUUAUUAUCUAUGGCUGCGGGGACUUUGUGGAUGAUUAUGCCCUGAAUGAAGAGUAUAGGAAUGAUCUUGGGGCUUUGUGGAGGGUUGUUGUUCGGGAGAAGAGUGGUGGUGGGCUUGGGUUGGAGAGAUUGGAGAUUUUCCCUACGCGGGUUGAGCGGUUUAGGGCUGUUUUGUUGGAUUCUGGAGAUGCGGAUCAUGCGUGGGCGAGUCAAAAGAUUCGUGAGCUCAGUGGGGAGUUGGGAACAACUGUGAAGGAGGGGCUUGGGCAGGAAGGGGAGGUUAUUAUUGAGUUGUCUGGAGAGUAG